AUGAAAAAGCGUUUCUAUUCGUACUAUGAAGUGAAACCAAAGAGACGAAUAAAGAUAGUGACGGGUGGGGAGCUCUUCGAUCGAAUAGUGGACAGGGGAAGCUUCACCGAGAAGGAUGCAAGCGACUUGAUUCGCCAAGUCCUGCUCGCCACAGAGUACAUGCAUAGUCGUGGGGUCGUGCAUCGGGAUCUUAAAGACUCUCUUUUGUCUUCAGGUGCGGACAGCGAUUUUGAAGAUAAUGAAUCUGAAAAGAGCGUUUAUAUCAGAAAACGUCGAAAUGCUCUAAUACCUUGUGAAUUAUCAUUACGAAACGAUGAUGAUCCUAAAAUCAGAGAAGCGAUGGAAUACUUCUAUGGACCAGCAGACGAUAAAAGACUACGUAAUCCGUCUUAUUGUUCUACAGAUUCUCCUUGUUUCUCAUUUCAAGACCACGAUUUCCAGUAUCAGAAUGAAACUGAGUCUCAAAUUGAUUUAGAACCGCUGUUUCAAUCAUUACCUCAAAGUAAUUCCCAUAGUUCCUCCUCAGAUAAUGAUAAUGCCCGCAUAUGA
Molecule: messenger RNA, 549 nt
Organism: Rodentolepis nana
Lineage: Eukaryota; Metazoa; Platyhelminthes; Cestoda; Cyclophyllidea; Hymenolepididae
Source: the annotation of a GenBank genome assembly